Messenger RNA from Paramuricea clavata, 3015 nucleotides. The record is from the annotation of a GenBank genome assembly. Lineage: Eukaryota; Metazoa; Cnidaria; Anthozoa; Malacalcyonacea; Plexauridae.
GCGCCUUCCGAAACCUUGUCUACAGCAGCAAUCACUAAACUCCCUUCACCCGCAACACCACCUAACCAACCCCCUCCUUCUCCACCUACAGCUGCCAUUUCGUCACCAGCCCGUACGGAAGGAAGCUUUAUGCCUCUACGAGAUACGACCCUCGUCGAUUUCCAACCUCCGACUACACAGCAUCACACCCCGGAUGAUUUGCCCUCCGAACAUUUACCCUCGGCAAAUUUACCUCACUCUACGAGUUUACACCAAGUAGAGGUAUAAGAAUAUAUGGAGAGGAGUGCGAUCGGGGAAACUAUCCCGAAGAUUUGCCCCGUCUUUGAUGGAUCAAUAAGGGAGGGCACGUCCUAAACCCCUAAAGGAGAAACCUUUACAACGGAGCUACCCGUUAUGAUAAAGUAGAGAAGUUUCGUUUUCUCUUGCUGUAACACUGAACCAGUGAGGGACUUCUUUUACUGGCCCGUCUAGGCUUCUACUGCUGUGGAGAGAACAGUUUAGACAAAACUGAUAGAGCAAAGCUAGGUUAGUUAGUUUUCCUGUAAAAACAUCGGGACAAUAAGGGAAGCUCUGGACCUAUAUACGGGAAAAUAUAUAAAAAUAUCCAAGUUAGUCUAAUUUAAUCCAAAUAAUAUCUACUGACCUUUAUGCUACUGACUGAUAGAUUUAUCCCUUUGACUUAUGGUGGUUUUAUGAAAGUCAUCUGUCUCGUUCUACAUUCGAAUGUGAAAACGGAAUCAGGAAUGUGAAGUCUUAUCGUUUUUAGAUAUCCCCCCGUAUAUAUUUGGAUGACAUCGCUGUUUCCCCAUACCCUGGUACGCGCACUCCCGUGGUUACCCCUUCUCAGUCAGAUCGACGUCACUCCCGCUCACCAAAUAGGCUGACGCCAAACCGAGCCUCUCCUCCUUUGACACGCUCUGCUCAACGAAGAAGGUUAGGCAUUUGUAUAACUUAAAAUGGCAAUAAAAGUUUCAUUUGGAAGAACUUUAAAAAUAAUAUAGAGAUCUUGAGCAAGCAACGGAUUAUUAUUCAUGAACACCGAGCAGAAGUAAAUCGAGCCGUUAUCACAGAAUAGAGAGCGUAUUGAAGGCCAACUCAGCUUAGAAAGCGUAACCGCCGUCACUCCAUGAUUCGCAGUGUAGCUUUUUCAAUAUUUUCAAUGCGGGGGGACGGGGGUCCAAAAUUAUGCACUGGCUAGGAACAUGGCGACAGCAUUGCACCGGUUACGAAAGCGCCAAUAUCAAAGGAGUAAACACAAAGUCGGACUUCUGUAUGUGUUUAUUCUGUGUCCGUGUUGUCAUAAAACGUCGCUUUUUUAACCUCGCUAAUAUGUGAAGAUCAUUUACAAUCCUUUUCUGUCAUUCUUCGUUUUAGUGAUAUUUGAGUUAUAAUUUCAUGUCCUAUACACACUAAAUAUGCUAAUGAAAGAAAAUAGAUAACAUUGACUAAAGCCUGACCCUAAAAUCACAGUUUUUCAACCGCUGCUGGUGAUCAGUGGUUAGGUCUGAAAAUGUGUGUAACUCGAAAAUUUCAUCUACAAAAACCAUGUACUAUUGACCAUAAAACAACCCUGGACCUGUUGUUCAAAGCCGUAUUAGUGCCAACUCUCGGUUAAAAUUUUACUUGCUGCUAGGGUUAAACUUUUCGGCUUUCGAACAACCUGCCCCUGAACCCUAACCGUGAUAAAAGUUUUUAAACAAGAGAGUUUUUAACAGGGUUCUUUUAGGUUCAGGCGGAAUAUUUUUCCCCUUUUGCUCAUUUAGUGUGUACAGGACAUGGAAUUAUAACCUAUUUUUUACCAUAAGCAGCAUUUAGUCCGCCAUGUUACCUGGGAUUUUGGUAACGUCACAAAAGGGGUAAACUUGUUAAAGCGAGGACUGCCUUUUUCCCAUAUUUUGUGAACGAACUAGAAAUGAAAAAGCCGGAAAAAUAACACAGAGCAGAGAACUUAAGUAAGCGACGUUUUUGACAACACGUACGUCAACCGGAAUUCAAGUAUUAGUCGGGCAGAUAGAAGGAAAACACUUACCAUAUCGUGGGACAAUUCCAUUUUGCCUUCAUAUUGUGCCCUGAAGGCUAGUAAGUACGUUUCUGUAUGUUGGCCGAGUUAAAAUUUCUUGUGGGCUCCUGCUGACACUUUUUUCUUCGAAUUUUGUAUUAAACUCUAUUACAGUUAAAAAAUGUGAAAUUUCAAGUACAUGUCUAACACAAAUGACUUACACCAUUUGAAAACUAGCAAAAAACUACAUAUAAGACAUUUAAACGGUUACCCGGGUUUUUCAAGUUCUUCUUUUGGCUUAUUUUUCACAUUUGAAACGGCAAUAACUCGAAAACCGCUUGAAAAUCCCAACUAACCAUUGAAAUGUCUAUAUGUAGUUUUUUGUUAGCUUUCUAUUGAUGCAAAUCAUUUGUAUUAGAAAUGUAUCAGAAAUUUUACAUUUUUAAACUGUAAUAGAGUUUAAUACAAAAUUCGAAGAAAAAAGUGUCGGCAGGAGCCCACAAGAAAUUUUAACUCGGCCAACAUACAGAAACGUACUUACUAGCCUUCAGGGCACAAUAUGAAGGCAAAAUGGAAUUGUCCCACGAUAAAGUAAGUUUUCCAUAAUUUUGAUCCUCUAUCUGCCUGACUAUAUAGGCAGGCGUUUGAAAUCACAAACGUGAAACUACUUUGACCGUUGUUCUUGAUUUCAAGCAAGAACGUAUUGAACCAAGAUAUUUCCAUGACAUCCAGUACUCGCUAUUUUCACGUAUGUAUGACGUAAUGCAAAUCAUAAUUAAGCAAUAUUUUUAACCAAUAUUUUGUCAAUUCCUAGAUCUGCGAAGCUCAGCACGCCACACCAAUCACCAACAGACAGCCCUAUAUCGUUUGUUACUCCGGUACGAAAAACAUCCCCUGGAAGAAAAUCACCCAGGCAAAGGAAAGCGGUGAAGUUGGCCACACAUAAUAUGACACUACGCGCUCGUGGUUGUCCAAACAAAACUACUAGAUGCGCUAGACUGCCGAACACAAACUAA